Molecule: messenger RNA, 1878 nt
Organism: Aspergillus heteromorphus CBS 117.55
Lineage: Eukaryota; Fungi; Ascomycota; Eurotiomycetes; Eurotiales; Aspergillaceae
Product: coatomer subunit delta
Exons: 4
Coding region: 88-1644 (518 amino acids)
Biological process (GO): endoplasmic reticulum to Golgi vesicle-mediated transport; Golgi localization; retrograde vesicle-mediated transport, Golgi to endoplasmic reticulum
Cellular component (GO): cytosol; COPI vesicle coat
Source: RefSeq, a predicted model, not a curated record
UUUCGACCUGACCUCGUCCCCUCCGACAACCGUGCCAUUUGCGCGUUAGCUGUCACUUGCUCAUUCUACCCCUCGACUUCCCCAACCAUGGUCGUGCUCGCAGCGUCCAUAUGCACCCGCGGGGGCAAGGCUGUCCUGUCGCGCCAGUUCCGCGACAUUGCUCGCUCCAGAAUCGAGGCUCUUCUCGCAUCCUUCCCAAAGCUCGCCGAUUCCGGAACCCAACACACCACUGUCGAGCAAGACAAUGUCCGCUUCGUCUACCAGCCUCUGGACGAGCUAUACAUCGUCCUGAUCACCAACCGCCAGUCCAACAUCCUGCAGGACAUCGACAGCCUGCACCUUUUCGCCCAAGUGACCACCAGCAUCUGCAAGAGUCUGGAUGAGCGGGAGAUCCUGCGCAAUGCCUUCGAGCUCCUGAGCGCCUAUGAUGAAUUGGUGACCCAGGGGUACCGGGAGAACCUGUCCCUGACCCAGAUCAAGACAUUCCUGGAGAUGGAGAGUCACGAGGAGAGAAUACAGGAAAUCAUCGAAAGGAACAAAGAACUCGAAGCCACCGAGGAGCGCAAGAGAAAGGCCAAGCAGCUCGAAAUGCAACGGAAGGAGGCCGCCAAAAGCGGCCGUGCGAUGGCCCCCAGGACUCCGUCCUACCCCGUCUACACUCCCCCGGCUCGUCCUGCUGUGCCCGAUACCUACGAUACCUACGAGGCGGAGAAGAAGAAGACGUUCGCCAAGCCGUUACCCACCCGCGGCAAGGGUAUGCAGCUCGGCAAGAAAUCCAAGACUACCGAUAUCUACGAGAAAGUGCGCGGCGAUCUUGGCCCCGAGGUGGAAGAGUCCAGCCCGUUGGUGACCCCACAAGUCGCAACCCCGGUCGGCGAGAAGCUGGCCUCCGCUCGUGCUUCGCUGUCCACGGACCGGGAGCCGGUCCACAUCACCAUUGCCGAAACCAUCUCCGCUACGCUUACUCGGGAGGGUGCCCUGAAGUCCUUCGAAGUCAAGGGUGACCUACAACUGCGAAUCUCCGACCCGGCUUUCACCAAGCUCAGGCUCGAUCUCCACGCCAUCCCCACACACGGUGCCCAGUUCCGCACCCACCCCAACGUCGACAAAGCUCUCUUUACAAGCUCCUCCGCCAUCCAGCUGAAGGAUACCUCGAAGCGAUUCCCGGCCAACAACGCGAUUGGUGUGCUGCGCUGGCGGGUCGCUAGCUCGGGGUCGGACAACGCCGAAAUUCUUCCCAUCACAUUCACCGUGUGGGUGAACAAGGGCUCUGACUCGACCACCGUCACCGUUGAGUACGAGCUCACCGGCUCGGAUAGUCUGCGUGAUGUGGUCGUCACCAUCCCAUACGGCGCGUCUGAGCCAGCGGUGUCCAGCUUCGACGCCGUCUACGAAGUGUCCGGGGACAGUCUGGAUUGGAACAUCGGCACUGUGGACGAAAGCAACGCCUCCGGUAGCUUCGAAUUCGAAACCGUGGAUGACGGAGACGAGAACGAGUUUUUCCCCAUGAACGUGCAAUUCUCCAAGGCCACACCUUUUGUUGAGGUCGAUGUCAACGACAUCACCCUUUUGGAAAUGGAGGGGCAGAGCACUGGGUUCUCCAAGGAUGUGAAGAGCGUCGCGGAAGCAUAUGUCAUCGAGUAAACCUUUCUCAUUUCUUCGUCGUUUGGGUGUAUAGAGUACUAAUGACGUUCGGACCGCCCUUUUGAGGUUUCUCUGCGAGUUAUUUUUCUAUGCCUUCUGUCCAGGAUCUCUUUUUUUUUUUUCUUUUUCUCUCUCUUUUUCUUCUUCUCUUUCCCCCCCUGUUUGAUUCUCCAAUUCGAGCCUAUUGCGCAUACUUGUGUCUACUGCUGGCCAUUCCCCGUUUCCUAUCAUUCG